UCUCUGGCUUCAUAAAUACAACCUUAGUGUUGGGUGACUUGUAACAAUUACUAUAAAUUACAUAAAUAAAAAAGGGAUAGCUAGCUCUUUCAUCAGAACCUAGCUAGUACUUGAAACAAAUUUAAGGAGAGCCAGUGUUCUGUUGACUGACCAUAAUUAGGUCUUCUUCGUAUUGAAGACCAGACCUACCUCUCUUUCUCAAAAAUCUUGAAUUUAAUCAAACAACAAUUUUGUUUCAUCAACAUGUCUAUGGUGGAGGUAAGAGUUCCAAACUUGGAUUGUGAAGGAUGUGCUAACAAGCUUAGAAAAGCCCUUUUCAAGCUCAAAGGAGUAGACGAUAUAGACAUUGAUAUGGAGACGCAGAAAGUUACAGUUAGAGGCUACGGAUUGGAAGAGAAGAAGGUGCUAAAGGCAAUAAAGCGAGCAGGGAAAGCAGCAGAGCCAUGGCCCUAUCCAGUUGGGUACUCACAUUUUACUUCAUUUUAUCAAUACCCAAAUCACAUCAUCAGCCAUUACUACGACACAUCUCGAAAUGUUGCAGCACCAAGUGUACAUACUUUCUUCCACACUCCUGCAGUUUAUUCAGUUGCCGUGGCUUCAGAUGAAGCUGUUGCUUCUCUUUUCAGCGAUGACAACCCACAUGCAUGCACUAUCAUGUGAGGUUAAUCUUCAUGCCUUUCGGAUUUAAUUUGGAGCUACAUCUCCUAAAUUUUUGUAUUUUCCCUCUGUAACUUGUAUACUUGUUUCGGAGAAGACCGGCACUAGUGCUUAUGAGCUUAUUGAUCUACUGUUUUUUAAGCUUUAA
Nicotiana tabacum (common tobacco) is the source of this 805-nucleotide messenger RNA. Its product is annotated as heavy metal-associated isoprenylated plant protein 31-like. Lineage: Eukaryota; Viridiplantae; Streptophyta; Magnoliopsida; Solanales; Solanaceae. Gene Ontology annotation, molecular function: metal ion binding. The record is from RefSeq and is a predicted model, not a curated record.